AUGGGGAACUGGGAUGCCUCAUGUGUGGACAAGGAUGAGUUUGCUCUUAAGAUGUGGGAUGAGACGCCCGAAGGAAUGGACAUUGGUGUUUGUUUCAAAUCUCAAUCAGAAGCAAAGCAUGCUGUGAUAUUAUGGAACAUCCAUCAUAAAAGGGAAUAUACAGUCGCCGCGAGUAGUCCAAGGACGUGGGCUGUGCGGUGCAGAACAUUUAAUGUGGAAAGUGAGGAUGGUGAACCACCAUGUGAGUGGAAGAUGCGUGUGUCAUUGAAAGCUCACGGCCUUCAUGAAUUUGUGAGAUGGCAAGAUGCACAUAAUUGCAUGACUCCCGUGAAUGAUAAUGACAAUCGGUGUGUGGACGCGUCUUUGAUUGCUAGACUCAUCAAGAGAAAGGUUGAGGACAACAUAGAUUUUACGGUAGUCGUGGCACAGAAAGAUGUGAAGACCUUAUUGAAAGUAGAUGUGCCAUACAAAAGGGUGUGGCACGGGAGGAGGAAAGCCAUAGAAGCGGUCUAUGGUGAUUGGACCUCGAAUUUCGAAGAACUUCCACAGUAUAUCGCUGCGCUUAAGUUUACUAAUCCUGAAACUGUAGUAGAGUGGGAAUGGAAGGAGGGACAAGAAGAAUUCCGGCGACUCCCUCCACUCAAUCCGGCGACUCCCUCCACUCCCUCCACUCAAUCCGGCGACCCUCCACUCCUCCCGACGACUCCAAUUCCAGAAUUCCCGGUGACUCCCUCCACCUUUCCCGGUGGCUCUCCAAACCCCCCUGGAACAUCAUUCCGACUCUCUCCACCUCCCGGGGACUCCCUCCGACUCUCUCCACCUCCGGCGACUUCCUCUAUUCCUCCCGGCGACCCUGUGAAACUCAUGGUAUGGGCGUAUGAGCGGAUCGAGAUGAUCGCGCCACAAAGAAAAAGAGUAGAUUAUUUGAUUGAUGAGACCGCUCCAUUAGCUCAGCGGUGGGAAUGUAGGUACACCUACGGCGACGCCCCAAGGAGCAGCACCCCACCUUUUAGAGAUCAAUUAACAAGCCUGCAUGUUGAAGAUUUUCAGUGGCAACCAUACGCACAUGUCCUUCAUAGACUCCCUGAUUUUCUGUACACAAGGCCAAGCCAUUUGGACGACCAGGAUGUUCCCAAGCGCCCCAUGAUUAAAGAUAACGCAGCAUUCCUUCUCGAUCACGCCCACAGUAUGUCUAGGUAUCCUAGCAAUAAUUGGGUGGACCACCAUUCCGCAGUACGUCGUCAUUGGAAUAGGAGAGAAGAGUACGUGCUACGAGAUUUGGAGGAAGGAGAUCCUGGUUCCAUAUAUGAGGGGUACUAUGAAUGGUUCAUGGUGAACACUGUUAGACUGAUAUCCAAUCCCGGUAAUUAUGAACCUCAAGGAUACGAGACUUGUUUGAGCCGCGUGAAAUUAUAUGGUGAACUAUUGAACAACAUUCGCGUAAGUACCGAGAGGUUUAGAGAAAAACGAGAAGAUGAUAAUCUCCUAGACGAAGAACUCGACAAGCAUUUGGACGAUAUCAUCAAUCAAACACAUGCUGCUUUAACCUUGGGCGCAAAUGAUGAGAUGGAGGUGGAGGAUACCCAAAUCCUGGUUGAUGAAGAUCCAUCUUUGCUCUCACAACCUCCGCCGGGUAAAAAAGCAAAACCGUGGUCGAGAGAUAAGAUUGGAGGAGGAAGAAAGAGGAAGGUCACAAUCCCCCCUCGGACAUCGCAACAACAAACUGAGGGUCAACAAAAUAAGGAUCAAGCACAUUCUUCUCGAGGCUCGCGCAUCCAGGUCGAGACUCAUUUUGAAGACGCUGGUGGACUCGAGACUUAG
Molecule: messenger RNA, 1821 nt
Organism: Oldenlandia corymbosa var. corymbosa
Lineage: Eukaryota; Viridiplantae; Streptophyta; Magnoliopsida; Gentianales; Rubiaceae
Source: the annotation of a GenBank genome assembly